UUUGAUUCAUUAUGCCGCAAAGAGACCCACCGCUACUGGUGUGAUAUAAAGGAUUCCGGUCUUGCAUAGGGAUUGUACCGGAGUGUGUUUUGUCUGUGUUUUCGUUCAUCUAAUAUCGGAUAGUAUACACUGUCCAUCGUCGUACAUAUAACACGCUCUCAUUUAUUUACCAUGGUUUCUCUACGUGUUUUAACGUUAUUGGUCGUGAUAGUGGCCAGCUGCCAGGCCGCCAACUUAAGGAAAAGUAUUAAGGCGCAGCCGGCAAAUGAUGAUGCCGCGCAGGAUGCUGUUGCGGCGGAAUCCCGCUCAGAUUCUCAAGAUACUGACGCCGUAGCGGCGGCCACAUCCAACGAUGAUUCCUAUGAUCAUGAGCAGGCGGCUAGUGAUUAUGGUGGGGGUUACGGUGGCGGCGGAUACGGUGGCGGUUAUGGAGGCGGCGGCGGCGGAGGGUACGGCGGAGGGUAUGGCUCCCAGACCGGUCCUGGUUAUUACGGACCCGAGUCGUAUGGCGAUUAUGGAUAUGGUUUUGAAUGCGCUGGAAAGAAGCCGGCAUUUUACGGUGACAGCAAGCAGGACUGCAAAGUGUUCUACAUCUGCCAGUCGGACGGACGAACGGACACUUUCCGCUGCCCGAAAUGGACACGCUUUAAUAACUACCUUGGUAUCUGCGACUGGCAUUUUAAGGUUGACAAUGGUUGCAAUCCUUUGGACACUUAUGAGCAAAGUUACGGAAAUAACUAUGGAGGCGGUUACAGUGGCGGAAACUCAUACGGCGGUGGCGGUUACUCCAAAGGAGGAUACCGAAAGUGAUAAACUGGUUUUGUAACGUUUUGUUUCUGUGUGUUGCUUUGCACAGUGGAUUUGAUGCUGUUUUUUUCCGCACUUUUCGCGAAAAACCUGUUCAAGUACUUAAGUAAUGAUGGGCACAAAAAAUGAGAACGAUGAGCACGGCACAAGCUGGAUCAAACAAGAACAAAGGCCAGGCGAAAAUAACAAACAAUAAUGAAGAGCUGGUGG
This is a messenger RNA of Paramacrobiotus metropolitanus, 1017 nucleotides long. RefSeq names its product keratin-associated protein 6-2-like. The transcript has 3 exons. Gene Ontology annotation, cellular component: extracellular region. The record is from RefSeq and is a predicted model, not a curated record. The coding region runs from base 172 to 810 and encodes 212 amino acids. NCBI's taxonomy places the organism in Eukaryota, Metazoa, Tardigrada, Eutardigrada, Parachela, Macrobiotidae. Gene Ontology annotation, molecular function: chitin binding.